AUGUCUGGUAUGUGGUUCUAUUCAGUGAAAAAGUCUACGUUCAAGCUUUGUUUAUGUUAAAUACUAACAAUUGGUAGUUGAUUUCAACGCUGUUGCUACUGAAUUUUGUAAAUUUUAUUACAAUCAAUUUGAUAACGAUAGAUCUCAAUUGGGAAAUUUAUACAGAAAUGAAUCUAUGUUAACAUUUGAAACGUCACAAUUACAAGGUGCUAGAGAUAUUGUUGAAAAAUUAAGCUCAUUACCAUUUCAAAAAGUAGCUCAUAGAAUUUCAACUUUAGAUGCUCAGCCUGCUUCACCAAGUGGUGAUAUUUUAGUCAUGGUCACAGGAGAAUUAUUAAUUGAUGAAGAACAAAAUGCUCAACGUUAUUCACAAGUUUUUCAUUUGAUUCCAGAAGGUAGUUCAUAUUAUGUAUUUAAUGAUAUAUUUAGAUUAAAUUAUUCAUAA
Insectozyma verbasci is the source of this 445-nucleotide messenger RNA. The record is from the annotation of a GenBank genome assembly. NCBI's taxonomy places the organism in Eukaryota, Fungi, Ascomycota, Pichiomycetes, Serinales, Debaryomycetaceae.